AUGCCUGGACAGUUGAUUUUACCUAUUGAACGGAUCAGUGCUCAACAAGUUGUAGCAACUUUCAAGAGCGAGGAAGGUAAGAAAGUCUUUUCAAUAACUUUAACCGUACGACAGUCGAAUUGGAACUUAAAGUAUUUAAAAAAAAUUUGUUUAGAACAUAUGUUACAGUAAUGUUAUAGUCAAUGUUUCCUUUAAGCUGCGCGUGUGAGCGGCCGCGCAGCUAUCUCACAGACGCGCAUCUAUCUCACAGACGCGCAUCUAUCUCACAGACGCGCAGCUAUCUCACAGACGCGCAUCUAUCUCACAGACGCGCAUCUAUCUCACAGACGCGCAUCUAUCUCACAGACGACGCGCACCUAUCUCACAGACGCGCAGCUAUCUCACAGACGCGCAUCUAUCUCACAGACGCGCAGCUAUCUCACAGACGCGCAUCUAUCUCACAGACGCCGCGCAACAGUUUUGAAUACCACACAGCAAAUUUCCAUGUAAGUAUGUGUUUGUGGGCUAUACAAUUUUGCACACAAAAAAUUGAUGCUGUAAAACUUUGCACACAACUGUGUGAGUUUGCGCACGAGCCAACAAACCUUAGAGGGAACAUUGGUUAUAGUUAUUGUUUAAAAACCGAAACAAGAUCGAGCUAUGUUAUAGUUGACGCUUGAAAAACAAAAAAAGAACAAGGUAUGUUAUAGAUAUGUUAUUGUUGGUGUUUUGAAAACAAAACCAUACAACAAAAUGGACGCCUUAUCUGCAACUUUACACAUGAAAACAAAUUUUGAAAAAAAUCAGCACUUACAUCUAGGUUGUUAACCGGAAAUUGAUCAUAUCAAAAAAUAAAAAAGGAAAAGCUGUAAUGCACUGCAUAAGAAGUAUACAUAGUCUAAAAUUUUUAAGCAUGACCUCUAAAUUAAACAAAAUUAAGGAGCUGCCCAUUACACAUUAGUAAUGAUAUAAGAUAUAAAAUGUCAGAACAAUUUUUACGAAUUAAUAUGAAAAUAUAGUUUGUUUUUUUUCAUUGUAUUUCUGUUUAUCAUAUUACUACAAUUGAGACUAGUCAGAUUUUUUUUUUAUUAAAAAAAAAAAUUAACAUUGAGAGAGAAAUUUCUGAGUACUUCGUUUAAAAUAAUAUAAUUUCCUCCUUAUACAGCAAUAGAACGGAUUUUAGCCAGACGUGACCAUAAACUUGAAGGGGAAAAUCUGAAGAUUGAUUAUUUCCACCACUGUCUCACAAAAGAAUUCUUUGAGAAACGGUUUAACUGUUAUCGCGACGCCAUCACGAAAGUGUCAAAGAAGGCUAAAUCCAAAAAUAAACCCGAGCACGCCCCGCGGGCGGUUGACGAUGAGCUCGGUGCAGAAAGUUCAACUCAAAAUAAAAGACAAAAUAUUGCUAAAAUGAGAAAGUC
Molecule: messenger RNA, 1400 nt
Organism: Lymnaea stagnalis (great pond snail)
Lineage: Eukaryota; Metazoa; Mollusca; Gastropoda; Lymnaeidae
Source: the annotation of a GenBank genome assembly